Messenger RNA from Trypanosoma conorhini, 1125 nucleotides. RefSeq lists its product as uncharacterized. Lineage: Eukaryota; Euglenozoa; Kinetoplastea; Trypanosomatida; Trypanosomatidae. The transcript has a single exon. The record is from RefSeq and is a predicted model, not a curated record. Bases 1 to 1125 code for a protein of 374 amino acids.
AUGGAGGACGCAGUGAUAAGCCCCAGUUCAAAGCUCCGCCCAUCCUCCUCCCCGUCACCGGCGCCCUCACUGAUUGGGAAAUUGACGCCGUCAUCAUCCUCACUGGCAGGUGGCCCGCGUAGUAAAGAAAAGGCGGCAGCCCGUGUCGAAGCAGCAGUGCAAGAGGUCCCAUGGCGUUGUGUUUGCGGUGCUCUCUGUCCUACGUCCGCCGUUUUUCUUCUACAUUCGCGCAGUUGUUUGGCAAGGCGUGGUGAUGUGCCAGGACUCGUUACUAGCGAGGAUCCCAUUGGUGUGGAUGAUGCUCCCAGGGAGUCGACGGUGCGUGGGCGGAUGCUUUCCUCGCUCCGUGCCGCGGGGAGUUCAGGCGAGCUCCACGGUGACUGCUUAGCAGCGGCUGCCAACGCGAUGCAGUUUUCCCUUUCCUCGACAACAUAUGAGCCACGAGAAGAAGCGGAGGGCGUGGAAGGAAGAGGAGCGACAGGAAGGAGCUUGAGCACAGUGUGGGAACUGCAGCCGGUGUUUCUUUCUGUGUCUGGGACGGCGCUUCUUGCCGCGGCGCGCCGCAGCAUGGGGAAAAGGAGGAAAGGCGACGACGUGACGGAGACCCGGGAUUGGGACAGUCGUAACGCUGAGGAGGCCUUUGCAUCUCCGUCCCCCCACUACACGGUGCUUCCCCAUGGCCUUCAGUACGCGAAGAAGCUGACGAUCACGGGCACAUAUCGUUUUCGUGCAGCGUUUGCGGAGACCGAGGAGGGUGCAGAAACGCGAGUGCCAGGCAGCAGCAGCAGCAGCAGCAGCCGUUCUUUUUCGACGAGUGCCUCCCGGCCUCAGGACGAUGCGGCAGACGGCCACGUGGAGGGCCUAGCCUCGCCUCGACGGUUUUCGAAGCUGCGAUUUAACGCCAACCACGCCGAGAUGUCCUCGUAUGUGUACAAACGUUUUUUGCCGCGGGAUGACGCCCAGUGUGAGCGGGAUACGGAUGCAAAGACUCUGGGGCCAGAGGACGCCUGCGCGAUGAAGAAGUCGCGGGCGGAGUCAACCUGCUUGGACACCGUCUUGCGUCGGGAGGGUCGACGCAUACUGCCUGUUCCCAUGCCCGUGCUGGAGUGGCACUAUCCGAGGUAG